Messenger RNA from Gongylonema pulchrum, 1167 nucleotides. The record is from the annotation of a GenBank genome assembly. NCBI's taxonomy places the organism in Eukaryota, Metazoa, Nematoda, Chromadorea, Rhabditida, Gongylonematidae.
AUGGACAGGACCCGUAAGAGCAUUUGCUUGCUGUUGUUUUUUCAUCAAUUUUUCACACCUUUUUUCCCGUGUGUUUGCAGAAGUCGCGUGCAAUUUGUUGCUGGUGAUGCGGAAUCGAUGAAACAGGUGGCCCAUAUUCCGGUUUUCAACAGCAGACUGUACGACGAAAGUCCGGGGUGCUGGAAUCCUGUCCCAUAUGGGCCGCUUGAUCCGCGUUUGGGUAUUUGCAACAAGACUAGUAACUGUCAGACGUGCAAGCAGAAUUUGUCGGAUUGUGUUGGUCAUUUUGGCUAUAUCGAUCUUGCCAUGCCAGUAUUCCAUGUGGGCUUCUUCCGCCUCAUCAUACAGAUGUUGCAGUGUGUUUGCAAGUACUGUUCGGCAUUGCUGCUAACUGGCGAGCAAAAGCAAUCAUUUCUACGUCAAGUGAACAGCACAAAUCUGGAUUAUUUGCGCCGAAAAGCGCUCCAUAAGCGAAUUGUAGCUGCGAGCAAAAAAAUAUCUGUUUGUGCUCGAUGCGGCCAUCGAAACGGUAGUUUUGAGUGUUGUGAAGAAAGCGGUUGGAGCGGUGCUGAAAAUAAUUUUUUUGCUGGUCUUUUUUAUAUUCACAUUUUUGCAGGUGUUGUGAAGAAAGCGGUUGGAGCGGUGUUGAAAAUAGUGCAUGCCGAAGUGGUGCCCGCUGAAAAGUAUUCAGAAUUUAUUUACGCUGCUCAAGAAAACAAGGAUUUGCAGGGUUUGAUACCAAAAACGAAGUUCACGCUGCUGAAUCCACUCGAAGUGCAACUUAUCUUUAGCAAAAUUGACAAAGAAGUCCUGUUUGAUCGACACAUUUUCUUCAAAAAUAUUGAUUUUCCACUUUUAAUGGUGCGUGCAGCAGAUACACCGAAGCAUCCAUGUGACGUUAUCCUUACUCGACUUCCUGUUCCACCGUGCUGUAUAAGACCUUCCGUUGUCUCCGAGGUGAAGUCGGGUACCACCGAAGAUGAUAUUACGAUGAAAUUAUCUGAAAUCAUUCUUAUCAAUGAUAUCAUUCGAAAGCAUAAAAAAGACGGAGCGCCAGCGAAAACUGUUACUGAAACAUGGGACCAUUUGCAAGUAAGUGACAUCUUAAAUACUGAAGCAUUUUACUCCGAUCUGCUCAGAAUAAUCGUUGUAAUUUUUGCUUUUUGA